Molecule: messenger RNA, 615 nt
Organism: Lichtheimia ornata
Lineage: Eukaryota; Fungi; Mucoromycota; Mucoromycetes; Mucorales; Lichtheimiaceae
Product: GTP-binding protein ryh1
Exons: 9
Coding region: 1-615 (204 amino acids)
Molecular function (GO): GTP binding; GTPase activity
Source: RefSeq, a predicted model, not a curated record
AUGACUAGCCCUGAAUUCAGCAGCCCUCUACGCAAGUACAAACUCGUCUUUUUGGGUGAACAAAGCGUUGGCAAGACCUCGCUCAUUACUCGCUUCAUGUAUGACUCUUUCGACAACACGUAUCAGGCAACCAUUGGUAUCGAUUUCUUAUCGAAGACUAUGUAUCUUGAAGAUAAGACCGUGCGCCUACAACUUUGGGAUACUGCAGGCCAGGAACGCUUCCGUAGCUUGAUCCCUAGUUACAUCAGAGACUCAUCCGUUGCUGUCAUUGUCUAUGAUAUCUCAAACCGCGAAUCGUUUGUCAACACGACCAAAUGGAUCGAUGACGUGAGAGCCGAACGUGGCAACCAGGUGAUCAUUGUCCUUGUGGGUAACAAGACCGAUUUGAGUGAAAAGCGUGAAGUGACACCUGAAGAAGGCGAGAAGCGUGCCAAAGAUUUGAAUGUCAUGUUUAUAGAGACAAGUGCCAAGGCUGGCCACAAUGUGAAAACAUUGUUUAGAAAGAUCGCUCAGAAUUUGCCAGGCAUCGAUUCCAACGGUGGUGAUCAAAAGGAACAAAUGCAAAAGGUCAAUCUCAGCUCCACCUCUUCCGAGUCAAGCACUUGUGCAUGCUAA